Molecule: messenger RNA, 2420 nt
Organism: Dendronephthya gigantea
Lineage: Eukaryota; Metazoa; Cnidaria; Anthozoa; Malacalcyonacea; Nephtheidae
Product: coilin-like
Exons: 10
Coding region: 96-1706 (536 amino acids)
Biological process (GO): spliceosomal snRNP assembly
Cellular component (GO): Cajal body
Molecular function (GO): U2 snRNA binding; U1 snRNA binding
Source: RefSeq, a predicted model, not a curated record
AAGAUAGCCCAGUACUGAUGACAAAGUGGUCUAGAACAACUAGAAAGUCUUGCGCCAAGAACAACCUGGAUACUACGAUGUUUUGGAGCUAGAAGAUGUCCUCGAUUCGAGUUAGACUUAUUUUUGAGCGGCCUCUCGUGAAAAAUCCGGAACAAUGUUGGAUGCUCGUAGACAGAAAUUCGUGCAAGAUUGUAAGAGAUUUGGAGUAUUUGAUCGCUAAGAAAUUCUUCGUGUCAGGUCACACUAUCCUAGAUUUAUAUCUGGAUCAUUUUCUCCUCCCGUCCCAGGAAAAAAUCGACGUUAUUAGAGAUAAUGAUGUUAUAAGUGUAAUUGAGGAUAAAAGUCAAAUUUCAAACAAUGAAAUACAAAGAAAAACAAGCAUCAAAGAAAAGAUAAAAAAUUCAAAAAAAAGAAAGUGUGAUGAUAGUUCUGAUUUGAAACGAAAAAUUAAAAAGGCCAAACAUUCAUCUGAAAAUAACACUGACAGUGAAAAACUGCUUGACUUACACGUAGUAGCCCAGGCUAAAUCAGACUUGCACACAACUAAAGAUUCUGUGGUGAAUAAAAUGGGCAAGAAUAAAAGCAAAGAAAAUGCUGUAGGAAAAAACUCAAUGCUCAUGGAAAGUUUACGCAUUGAAGCAAAGGGAAAACUGAGAAAAUAUAAAAAGAAACAGAAGAAGACAACAUUAAAAGGGAAAGACAAAUCAGUUUCAGAGAGAUUGAACAACUUCUGGGAGAAGGUGGCGAGUGGUUGUCAACAAUGGAAUCCAUCAUUUGGUGGCAAAAAAACAGCUGAAAAGGAAGCAGCACAAACUGUUAGUAAUGGUGGGAAAGAUAUUGGUGUUAUAUUGGAAGAGACAUCUGAUAAGGCAGGGGUGGAAAAUGGGACAGCAAGUCAAAUACCAGAAAACAAUUAUGAUUUGUUUUCCAAGAGAUAUGCAACCAAGGAGACAACAAACAAAGCAAAAAAUGAUAUUCCUCGGACAAAUCAAGGCAGCCACAUCAGAUUUGACAACGAUGAGGAUGAGUCCACUGACUUGAUGAACAAUGCAGUUCAACCCAUGAUACAUCCGCGAGUUUUGACCAUACGCGAAGCUGAAAUACCCACCUCAAAUAACACGCCAAAUCUAUCUCCCAUCGAGCCAGAUAAUCCUCACCUUAACUUUUCCACCGCGAAACCUGCAAAUGCAAAAGAUGUCGUAGGAAAUAGGACUGGCGGUUCGGGUAAAAAGCCAAAGAGAGGAAAAGGAGAUCAUAGAAAGGAUUCUUACACUAAUAAAAGUCUGAUUUUGGAAAGCACAAGGGUGUGGAAAGAUGGUCAAACUAAGAAUUCCCAACCGGCCACCGUGAACGUUUCAGAAAAAGAUUUUUCAAGUUAUCCAUUGUUGCAUGGUCCUCCGAGAGUUGGCGAUACCAUAGCGUUCAAGAUGAUUGAACUUUCCCAAUCGUACACUCCAGAGAUAUCAAGAUAUAAGGAAGGGAAAGUUUUGUCCUUUGAUUCGCCAUCCCAAGUUUUAAAACUGAAGCUCACAAAAGAGUCUCUAACAAAAGUAAAAGGUGACGGCCAUGUUUCAUCAAAGUUUGAAAUAUUUGACAACGACAUCGAAGACGAAGAAGUAAUGGAGGAAAUACAAGAUGAGGUUGAACUGCAGUGGACGUCCAUGAUUGAAACGAGACUUGUGGAUUGUGAUAGGGCAGUAUCGUAGUCGUAGAGCUCACUUGUCAAUCAGCAUCUGGAAGCGAGGUUUAGUCCCUCGUCGUACGAGUUAAAUCAUUUACAAUGCCUUGAGAGACGGACUGGAACCAGUUAAACCAGUUCUACGCGGGAACUCAAACUCAUGUAUCAUUCUUGGACCAUUCUUAGACUGACAAAAGCUCUCACGACAUGACGAAUGGGGGGCGGUUGGGGGUGUGUACUGGCGUUAAAUUUAAGCCUCUCUCUGCUCCUGCGAAGAAAGAAAUUAUCGCUAAAUACCCGUUGCUACAAGCCUUUCAUUGCGUUUCCUUUGGCUCAGCAGGACUCCACAAGGCUUCUUUUGUCAAACGGAAGGCUUUCGGAAGAUUUACGAAUAACUCGGAACAAGGAAUUGGGUCAUAACUUAGUUUACACUCACUCUUUGUUUCAUGAUUUAUUUUACGUUCGUAAAAGCACUAAUACAGCUUAGACGAAAAACUAGAAUUUACACCUGUUGAGGCUAUAGUUUCACUGACACCCUGCUGCUUUCAACGACACUUCGAACAGAGCCAUGCAGGUUUCUUGUAACGGGUAAUUGAGCACUGCCAUCAAUCUUUCUGCGUUGAACGUUGUUAUUUCAUUGAGUCAAGAAUAUCCUUCUCUCUUAACAAUUUUUUGUUUCAAUGUUUCUCAUGAUAAGCCGUUUUUUAGUUGCUUUGAACAUUAAAGUUUUGGUAAAACAAUA